AUGGGGUGUGUGACUGUGAUCGAGCCUGUGGUGGGUUUGCAUGCCUUUGCUACGUUUAUGACCUACCCGCUACUACAGCAGUAUGUCUACAGAAGACUAUGGGAACAGUUGAAUGGUUCUCCAUUCCCUAUCAAUAUAAACCAGUCUCACUGCUCCAACAACUACACCAAUCUGAGUAUUCAUCAGGCUGUGCAGAGAGAGACGUCUCACUUCCUCAUCCAGACUGAGCUGUCCUUCCUCUUUCCCAGUCUGGUCUCCUCACUGUUUCUGGUGUCAUACAGUGACUCUCAUGGCCGCAAGGUGGCGAUGGUGCCUCCUUUGGUGGGCAGUCUUCUCUUCACAUUCACUUACUUCAUAGUGAGCAAAUACUCUCUCAGCUUCAGCUACCUUCUGUGUGCUGCUUUCCUUGCUGGGCUUUUUGGGGGUACAAGCACUCUGAUUGGAGGCUGUUUCUCUUACAUUGCUGACUGCUGUGGAGAAGACUUGACUGAGAAGAGAAAAAGAGAGAAGACUGUUCGAAUGGCCCGUCUAGACAUGGUUCUAGGUGUCCUGUCUGGUUUAGGCUCCCUUUGCACUGGGUUCUAUAUUCAAGCUGCUGGCUUCAGCUGGCCUUUCCUUUCAGCAUCCAUACUCCAUCUGCUCACCCUUAUUUAUGUGCUGGGGAUUCUGAAAGAGCCUCAGGGUCCUUCAGUACAAAAUCUGACCCCUAACCAGAGUUCUUCAAGCCACAGGGCAGUUGCUGAGUCUCCUGAUCUAGCCAGGCCUCAGGUCAUGACCAGGCGCUUUCAUGGAGUCUACCUGCUUUUUGCAGCUUCUACAAGGAGACGAAAUGCAGUACUGCUGCUCAUCCUGAGUGCCUUUGUCUUCUACAAGAUGUCCAAAUUAGGUGCCAUGCCCAUCUUUCUCCUGUAUGAGCUGAAUCCUCCGCUGUGUUGGAGUGAGGUACUCAUUGGCUACGGAUCUGCUCUUAACACUCUGAUCUACCUGAGCAGUUUUGCUGGUGUGUCAUUGCUGUCACGAUGGUUGCCUGAUGCUCACAUCACCCUGCUUGGACUACUGAGUCUGGCCACUGGCUUCUUCAUGGCCACCUUUGCCAAGACCACACUGCUUAUGUUUCUGGUGCGACUUCCUCUACUCCUGUCCAUCAUGCCUGCUCCUGUGAUGCGCUCCAUGAUGUCCAAACUGGUGCUGAGCUCUGAACAAGGUGCUGUGUUUGCAUGUAUGGCCUUUGUGGAAAUGUUGAGUAUGGGUGUGGCAUUCCCAGUGUUCAGUAGCAUCUAUGCUGCUACCAUCUCCUGGUUCCCUGGGUUCAUAUUCCUUCUAGCUGCUGGUUUUACUUUAAUACCAGCAUUACUGAUUGGUGCUAUGCUCUGGCUGCGACUGGACAUGGAGGAGGAGUCCAAAAUCCUGACCUCUGAAGAUGACAAUGAGGACAGCACAGGACCUGAGACACUUCACCAGCAUAAUUAAUGAAACACAGUUACUCAAAAUAUAUUGCACUUUGGAACAUAAGCACAGCAUUAAUGAUGUUAA
This is a messenger RNA of Neoarius graeffei (lesser salmon catfish), 1533 nucleotides long. It is a transcript of the gene slc46a3, whose product is annotated as solute carrier family 46 member 3. NCBI's taxonomy places the organism in Eukaryota, Metazoa, Chordata, Actinopteri, Siluriformes, Ariidae. The record is from RefSeq and is a predicted model, not a curated record. Gene Ontology annotation, molecular function: transmembrane transporter activity. Bases 1 to 1470 code for a protein of 489 amino acids. Gene Ontology annotation, cellular component: lysosomal membrane. The transcript is spliced from 6 exons. Gene Ontology annotation, biological process: vacuolar transmembrane transport.